Messenger RNA from Mesorhabditis belari, 645 nucleotides. The record is from the annotation of a GenBank genome assembly. NCBI's taxonomy places the organism in Eukaryota, Metazoa, Nematoda, Chromadorea, Rhabditida, Rhabditidae.
AUGCCCGACACGAACGUCUUUUUGUUUUACCCAAAUCUCAUCGGAUAUGCGCGAAUCGUUCUCGCGAUAUGGGCGUUUUGGGUGAUGAAUCAUGCGCCAUUACAGGCAGUUUUUCUUUAUGGCCUUUCGGCGGCACUCGAUGCUUUUGAUGGAUGGGCAGCUAGAACGUACAAUCAAAGUUCCCGUUUCGGCGCAAUGCUCGAUCAGCUGACAGACCGAUGUGCUUUAUUGGCCAUUAACAUGUCGUUGUGCGUUUUCUAUCCGAGUUCGGCUUUUUGGUUUCAAAUGAGCGCCGUUAUCGAUAUUGCUAGCCACUGGCUGCAUUUACACGCAACGGAUUUGACGAGAAAGGCUUCCCACAAACAAAGCAGUAAUCCGAUUCUUCAUCUCUAUUACACCGAUCGCUUGUUCUUGGGAUUCAUGUGCGGAGCGAAUGAGGCGUUCUACAUGUUAAUGUAUCUACGUGCAUGGUAUCCAGGACCGUCAAUUCUGGGAGUUCACUUGAUGUCCAUUUUCUGCGUUCUUGCUUUUCCAUUUGCAUUCGUGAAGGCUGGAAUCUCGCUAAUUCAUUUGGCAACGGCGGCGCAAACAGUCGUUGAUCAUGAUGUCGCCACAAUUCUUGGCCAGAGUCAAGUGAAGUCGAAC